Messenger RNA from Coniophora puteana RWD-64-598 SS2, 1341 nucleotides. RefSeq lists its product as uncharacterized. The record is from RefSeq and is a predicted model, not a curated record. NCBI's taxonomy places the organism in Eukaryota, Fungi, Basidiomycota, Agaricomycetes, Boletales, Coniophoraceae. The coding region runs from base 1 to 1341 and encodes 446 amino acids. The transcript has a single exon.
AUGUCUCUCGAUUGCUCAGCAUCUACUAACCUACCACGUCUUUCAAUCCCCAGUCAUUUCAGCGGACCCAGCGACUGGCUCGUUCUUAAACGCUACGUCCGGCGCGUUCGCCGGCUCAGACUUUCCGGCUACCCAGUCGUCAACGACAUAUGCAUCCCCGUCGAGGUCUUCCACAGCCUUGCGACCCAAUGCGACAAGCCCCUGUUCCCCAACCUACGUUAUCUUCGUGUCGGCUACCGCCAUGUCCACUCGCUCCUCCACCUGUUCCUCGGCCCUCAUUUGCGCACGCUUGAGCUCGCAACGAUGUUCCCUGACAAGCAGCACCUCAAUGUGACGUCCACCACCCUUGAUCGCAGCCCCUAUAUCACACACUUGUCAGUGUACAUGCCCCACCUGCAGAUGCCGGAGCUGAUGGCGCCACUGUUGUCACGGCUUAUCGAGAAACUGUCGAGGCUCGAGUUUUUGAGGCUUGGAUUGUCGGUUAUCAUUGACCUUUUGUCAGUGACGGUUUCUCUGCCCGCGCUCAAGACACUCGAGGUCCACAACCUACGGGAAGGCGAGGUCGUACCGACGAUUCGGCAGCCCGUGUUUGUGUUCCCCCAGCUAACGCACCUCAUCUUCCGCGAAACGACGCCGGUGAUCUGUGCAGAAUUCGUACGCCAUGCGUGCGAUUUUUCCAACGUUUCGGCACUCGAGGCGGAGCUAGAGGAGAACGGCGACUUUGGCGAGCACGACGAGAUGCUAGAGUUCACUCGGGCGCUCGCGUCUGCUCUCUGCGAGAAAACAGUGCGGAGUAUCCGCGUCCACCAGUCUUUCGGGUUCGCGCUUUCGGAUCCCCUGGAUGUCGACGCCCUCAGGCCUUUGUACGACUUCAGAAAAUUGACCAACCUUUGCCUGGAGCUCGAGCAGCGCCUCCAGCUCACCGACGCCGAUCUAGAACAGCUUUCGCUCGCGUUUCCUCGCUUGCAGAGUCUCGCCCUGCGCACACCUCCAACACCGAGCGAGCUCAUCGACGUCACCCUCGAAGGCCUCGCUGUGCUCUGCCACAACUGCAGUGAUCUAGGCGACCUAGCGAUCGCCUUCAACAUCGACUGCACCCGCAACACCUGUCGCAGCUCGGUUCCGCCCCGCCGUAGCGCUAACAGGAAUAUCACGACUCUGCAUGUGAUCUGCUCACCGGUGUCGGACGUCGACUUUGUCGCUCGUCGGCUGGCGCGGAUGUUCCCGUUGCUGACUGAGAUCAUUACGACGUAUGGGAUACAGCUCGAAGCAAUGGAGCAGCGGUAUAGGUGGAGGAGCGUUGAGGAUUUGCUGCCCAGGUAUCGCUCUGAAAUCGUUUGA